Messenger RNA from Parascedosporium putredinis, 591 nucleotides. Lineage: Eukaryota; Fungi; Ascomycota; Sordariomycetes; Microascales; Microascaceae. The record is from the annotation of a GenBank genome assembly.
AUGCGGGUCGUAACGCGAAUGAUACGGGUGGCCGCCGUCCACGCUCGACUCUGUCAUCGAAGCCCCGUCGUCGGUCGUCAAGUUGACUUUGGCGUAUUCCGUAUUGCGGCUACCCACGUGCUUUGGGGGUUUCCCCUCAUCUUCCUCACCAGCCUCGCCACGAGACUCAUCCCUGUGAACUUCUUGAAACUCUUCCACGCCGCCGCCUUGAAGGAAAUCCCCUCGCUCGGACCCACCCCCAAGAUCGGGGAUUUCCGGUAUAUUGUCGCCCGAAUCCGAUUUCUUGCCGCCAUUGUUGUUCGACGACGAGUCACUGUCUGCGUCUCCUCCCCUACCAAGGCCCCCGGUUCCUCCACCCUGUCCGCCAAGACCCCCAGUGCUCCCGCCCUCCCCUCCAAGGCCUCCACUCCCGUUCCAUACGCCUAUGUCCUCGCUCUCGCCACCUCCUCUGCCGAGACCGAAGCCCCCGGAUUGACAUCCGAGCCGACAUUGCCCGCUGACCCCCGCCUCCGGAUGAACCGCCCCGGAGGCCCCCAAACUUCGGGCUCCUGUUCUCGUGAAGUGUAUACAUCCGUAGAUGGCUUUUGGUGA